AUGACCUCACGAUUUCUCGACGUUAUUAAUGAAGAUGGAAAAAUAUUGCUACCUAUUGAAGGUUAUCAAAAUGUGGAUUUAUUACCGCUCGAACAAGCUCUUUUACCGGUCGCUCAUCUUUUUGACCCUGAUAGUCUAAGGUCAAACAUUUGGGUAGCAAAGCAACGAUCUGAAUAUCCUCCAAAUGGUCUAUCUACUGAUGAAUCGGCGUCCAUAAUACUGUAUACUAUUGAAUGGACACUCAACAAUCAUAGUUUAUACUAUAUUUUAAAUCAGACAUUACGUUUAGAAGAUCGAAAGAAAUUAAAACCUUGGUUCGCUUAUCUGAAAUUAAUUUUGACGGCUCUCUCAAAAUUACCAUCUGUCACAAAAACUGUUUAUCGUGGCGUGAGAGAUGACUUGACACUCCAAUAUCCAUGUGGAAAAGAAUUAGUCUGGUGGGGUUUUAGCUCAUGCACAGAUACCAUGAAUGUUCUCGAAUCUGAACAAUUUUGCGGUAAAAAUGGCUCGAGAACGAUAUUUUCUAUUGAAUGUUUAAAUGGAAAAUCGAUUACACAGCAUUCGUAUUACAAAACUGAAGAUGAAAUAUUAUUAUUACCUGCUAUUUAUUUUAAAGUUCAUAGUCAAUUUGAUGCCGGUAAUGGACUUUAUAUUAUUCAACUAAAAGAAAUAAAACCGCCAUGCGUUCUUCUGCCUCCUGCUGAUAAAAUACCAACAUGGAAACAAUUUAAUUCAGGUAUUUGUCUCGAAGGAACAUGUAAAAACUGCGGAUGUGAGGCUUAUAAUCAAACAGUAAUCAUGCCAAUUGGUUUCAGACGAUUUGAUCUGCUUACUGAUGUAAAUGAAGUGACAACAAAGUGUCCCGUAUGUACCAGUUAUGUAGAAGUGGAAAGGUGUGCGUUUAAUAAUUGUCUAUGGCGAUGGGAAGGAAUAAAACAGAAUAGGCCCUUGGAAGCGCCGUCAUCUAGUGUCAGUGACUGGAAAAGAGCAGACAAUUAUAUUCAUUUUGAACAGGAACUAAACGAACAUGUAAGAUGGCGAAAACUUGUGUUGGAAGCCAAAGCGAUAACCACGUAA
Messenger RNA from Didymodactylos carnosus, 1077 nucleotides. The record is from the annotation of a GenBank genome assembly. Lineage: Eukaryota; Metazoa; Rotifera; Eurotatoria; Philodinida; Philodinidae.